Dreissena polymorpha is the source of this 3015-nucleotide messenger RNA. RefSeq lists its product as uncharacterized. The coding region runs from base 318 to 1052 and encodes 244 amino acids. NCBI's taxonomy places the organism in Eukaryota, Metazoa, Mollusca, Bivalvia, Myida, Dreissenidae. The transcript is spliced from 7 exons. The record is from RefSeq and is a predicted model, not a curated record.
UAUUGACGUAAUGAAUAGUGAGAUACCGACAGUUUUAUUUAUAUGAAAUAUAUUAUACACACGUAGGUAGAAUUGGAAAGGGGCAAUCAUUGAACUUCUCGACCGUCGACAGUUAUUCGUUGAGCUAGUACGGUUUUCAUUGAUCCGGUGUGGGAUAUAUUGAUGCAGAUUAUUAGACAAAGACAAUGGUCCGUUGCUUUCUUCGCGAAAACCGUGCCGGGCAUCGAUGAGUCGAACCUGAAGUACUGGUACUUCCUGUAACACAUUGCCAGAAACAAAAUCUGUACACAUGUCGUUUAGCUACGUGUUACUUAAAAAUGUACCUGGUGUAUAUUCGUGGACCUUUAUUGAAUUUUCUGCUUCUUGAGUCAUGGAUACGUGUGUCAUAUGGAGACAUAACGCUUCGCACGAUGGAUGCUAAAGCGUUUUUUACCAUAGAAUGCAUGUCACAUGUUGACAUAACAAUCCGCUUCUGUGACAAAUUAAACCAUACGCACAUUAUAGCAGAAUGUGACGCGGAGAUGGAUUUUUGCUUUUUGGUUGAUAAAUCUUUUGCAAAGCACUAUGCAGUUUUUUACACUGGUGAAGGUGCAAUUUUAAACGUAUUAAUGGACACAGAGGAAACACUUGGGAAAUAUACCGUUUGCGAAACCUAUAAUUCAGGACAUUGUGAAAGCAUGGAAAUAAUGGCGUUGGCUACGAAUAGUUCUUACAACAGAUCGGACCAGAUGACCAGCAUGAAUUUAAUUGAAUUACUUGAAAAAGUUCAAAAUUGUGCAAACGUGUGUAAUACAUCACAAUCGGUUGUUGAUUCGAUGAGGACGGUUCUGCAAGCAACAAUCUAUAUACUUGUUCUUACUACUCUUCACGUGGCCAUAACAGUGUGCGUGCCUGAUGCUUACAAAGCUUCGUUGCUGCGACUCUUUAGAAGAAUGGUGAAAAAGUCAGAUAGAUAUAAGAAGGAUGGAAAUAGGUUUGACCUGGUGAAGAAACUUAAUGCAAAUGCUGAACAGAAUGGAGAGGAAGAAGGUAAUUUUAGAGCUGUCGAUUAAAGUAAAGUGAAGUACGUUGUAGUGGAGUGAAGAAAAGAGUAGAAGAUCGAUAUUAUGAAAACGAUCAUAUGUUUAUUCGUCUGUUGGAAAUAAUACAAGAUGGAUAGAAGUGAACACCCUUAAUGAGUGGUACGACAAUUGCAUUAUAAAGGAUUAAAUGUAACUCAUUCACGAGAGUAUGCCUCACAUGUGAUAUAUAUUUGAAAAAAAAAAACAACUGUGUAAACUUAACUUUCUAACAAUUGAUGAAGAGCAAUUCAUUAACAAUAAUGAGUAUGUUUGAACAUCAAACUGACCUUUACAUAGCUUACAAAUCGGUAUCUUCGUACGAAGUUACAGUUAACUUGCUUACAUAACACUAAAUGAAUUAAGCGGAUAUCUUAAUAAGAUAUUGAUAAAAUGAUUUUGACAAUCACCACGAACCGUAAACUGUAAAAAAGAAUAGUUUAUCACCACGUUCAAUCCAGCAAGCGUUAGAUAUAAGCUUAGGCUAACGCGUACAACUUGCUUCGGUCGUAAUAUUAAUGAAUUCUCCAGUAGCGAUAAAGCUACAGUUAUAAUUGAACUUAAGGAAAUGGUGGCAUUUGCAUUACACACAACAUCAUAUUAUCGAACAUAUAUGUUUAAGUCAAUAUGUCAGUCAUCGUGUUAUUCAACUUACGGAACUGACCAACAUAAUGAAUAUCGCAACAAAUUGCUGGAGACGAAACAUCCUCUUCAAAACCGAAGAUCACGGGAUCCCAAGAGUGUUCCUAAACGAGACAAACCAUCGUCAAAUAAAGUCGGAUUUUACGCUGCACAGCAAAGUCCACAGUGGCUUUUGUCUUGCGACAUGAAUGAGACAUCCACAUGUUGCGGAUGUCAAUUUUGAAACCAUCAUUUCGCAUUAUUUAAUACCCGAUGUAAAAUUAAUAACUUUUAAAUAUUAGUAAUAGUUUACAUUUAAAGAUCUAAAUGUAAUAAAUGUAAAAAAUGAACAUGCGUAUCUAAAAGGGAAAUAAUUACAAUAACAUAUAAUAACAAAAGGGAAUUUUAUGAACGACUUUGACAUUGUGAACUAUUGUUAACAGCAAAAACUUCCGAUGAAUGAUUUAUAAAAAACGAACUAUGUGUUUGAACGUAAGUAUAUAACAUGACAAACAUUGGACAGUAUUCUUUAAUAUACAAAUGGUACAAUUCCAUAUAUUCAAAUCACAAUGCAACAUUGACUCGGAUUUUUUUAGGGUUUUAAAAAAUGAGAUGUUGUUGAGCAUUCAAAUAGUGAAUGUUCAACAAUGUUGAACAUGCAUAUAAUUAUAUGUUAACUAAAAUAGCACUACACUUAGGUACACUUAGGUCGACAAUGUGUUUUUUUUGUUAUUAUUGACGUAUUGCUUUGUUUUACCUACGUAUGCCACUAUUUAGUAAAAGAAAUAACCUUCAAACUGGCUAAAACACUUAAUCAGCAAAAUAAUUCAGUUCGGUGCCCUUUCCGAGUUUUCCCCGUUUCGGUGCGGAUGAAAAUGUGACUCUUUAUCAUGUUAUAUUUGUAUCGUCUGUGCUAAGUAUAUUUCUCUUAAAAUAACAAACAAAGUUAUAAAAGACGAUGAGGUAGAACAAACACUCUAAAAAGUGACAGACGAUACCAAUAUUCAUUAAAGAAGGAAUACACAAUUAUUGAAAUAAAAUGCAUAAAUAUAUUGUAAAUAACGUUUCAAAUAUUAAUUGAUGAAAUGUUCAUUGAUUAUAACAUUUAUGAUAAUAAUAUAAAGACAUAAAAUAUGAAUGUUUACCAUUUUUAUUUUGUGUUACAGUCAACUAUAUUAUUUUGUUAAAUGUCUUUGAAUAGGACAACUUUUUAUAUUGGUUUUCUUUGAUGUAUUUACAUUUUUAACCAUAAGCUUUUGUAAAUAAUUCUAUUUGUACAGGCUUAUUAUAUUCAGAACAUUUUUGUUUAAAUAUACCAUUAAACUAUAAAACUAUG